UUGGGGCGGGGGGAGGGGAUGGGGCAACGGCCUUGCCCUUGCUCGGCCCCCUCGCCAGCUCCAUUGUGUCUGGCCCGGGACGGGGGUCCGGGGUUCCGGGUGCGGAACCUCCCGCCGCCCGGCCCGGGAGAAGGGAAGACUUUCCCGGCGCUCUUCUCCCUCCCCCCGCGCCCAGCUCCAACACCCCUCAGAUCUCCCAGGCAGUUGUGCUUGAGGCGGGACCUGAGCCUACAAAUCCAAAUGAAUGCCUGCCUGUUCCAGGUUGUCCUUUCAAAACUUGUUGCACAUUCUUCACAUAUCUACAAAACAAGUUGAAAUCAUCGCAGAAGGAUAAAGUUCGUCAGUUUAUGAUCUUCACACAAUCUAGUGAAAAAACAGCAGUAAGUUGUCUGUCUCAGAAUGACUGGAAGUUAGAUGUUGCAACAGACAAUUUUUUCCAAAAUCCUGAACUUUAUAUACGAGAGAGUGUAAAAGGAUCGUUGGACAGAAAGAAAUUAGAACAACUAUACAAUAGAUACAAAGAUCCUCAAGAUGAAAACAAAAUUGGAAUAGAUGGUAUACAGCAGUUCUGUGAUGACCUGGCACUCGAUCCAGCCAGCAUUAGUGUGUUGAUCAUUGCGUGGAAGUUUAGAGCAGCAACACAGUGUGAAUUCUCCAAACAGGAGUUCAUGGAUGGCAUGACAGAAUUAGGAUGUGACAGCAUAGAAAAACUAAAGGCCCAGAUACCCAAGAUGGAACAAGAAUUGAAAGAACCAGGACGAUUUAAGGAUUUUUACCAGUUUACUUUUAAUUUUGCAAAGAAUCCAGGACAAAAAGGAUUAGAUCUAGAAAUGGCCAUUGCCUACUGGAAUUUAGUGCUUAAUGGAAGAUUUAAAUUCUUAGACUUAUGGAAUAAAUUUUUGUUGGAACAUCAUAAACGAUCAAUACCAAAAGAUACCUGGAAUCUUCUUUUAGACUUCAGUACAAUGAUUGCAGAUGACAUGUCUAAUUAUGAUGAAGAAGGAGCAUGGCCUGUUCUUAUUGAUGACUUUGUGGAAUUUGCACGCCCUCAAAUUGCUGGGACAAAAAGUACAACAGUGUAGCACUAAAGGAACCUUCUAGAAUGUACAUAGUCUGUACAAUAAAUACAAUGGAAAAUUGCACAGUCAAUUUCUGCUGGCUGGACUGAACUGAAGAUCAAUCCUCACAAUUCAGGCUGAGGGUUGAGACAAAACUUUAAGGAUACAUCUUGGACCAUGUCGUAUUUCAUUCUUCUGAUGGUGGUUUGGGCUUGUCUUCUAGUCUGGGCCGCUCUAAACAUUUAUAAUUCCAACAUUGUGGAGUUCAUCAUAUAUAUGUGGACCAUCCUAGUUUAUUCUUCCAUAAGUCUUAGAAGCUUUAUGGUGAUUAUUUUGAGGUUUCCAUUCUCGCAUAAAGCACAAUGCUGUCUUCAUCAGAAAACAGUUUGGCAUAAGAAUUAAACAUAUGAACAUCACAAACAAUUUAUAAAAACUUCUUAAAUAUAUGCUUUGGGCUAGUUGCAAAGACUAUGCUGAUAGCACUUCCAAUAAGAGUGAUAUAUUUAAGUGUACCAGAUCUGAAAUGGUGUUUUGGUUUUGGAGGAUUUGUUUUUUCCUUGGCAAAUCACAUGUAUUAUUGACGUGUGUAGAGUAUCUGAUGAAAAUAACUGAUGUGAAAAAUUUUUAGGAUAAUUUGGUGCCUACCGAAAUUGUGCUUCAGACCCUCGAUUUCAAAAAGGUUCUACAGAACUAGUCUGCACUUACCCUACCCAUGUUUUUAUAUAUAGAUGUUCUACAGGGAGCUUUUAUUUAGAAAAUGCCCGCAUAAUGGUAGACUCUGUUCUUUUCUACAUUAUGCAUUACAUAAUUGGAUUUCAUUAUGAUUUUGAAAUGCUUAUACGCCUGUCAGAUAAGUUAAGGUAUUUAAUUUGUUUUGAAUGUUUUAGAUUGCUACACAAUACAAUAUUCUAAAUCAGGCAUGAGGGUUAUUUUUUGUUUUGAGUUUUUUUGGUCAUCGCCCUAUAAAAACAAAUGAAAUUCCCUUAAUUUAUAAGAAGAUAGUAGGAAUUAAAUUUUAGAAAUGGUUGUGAUGAGCCAUGAAGUUCAAUCUUUAUAAUACAGGUACUGCUCUUUGAGACAAGUAGUCCAUUUUUGAUGACUUCUAAUUUUGUUGAAAUUGCUUUAACUGCUAAUCACUGUGGUUGCCAAAUAUUUACUUUAGGAGCAAAGAUUUUUAGGCAAGCAUACCCUUGGUGCAAAAUACCAAUCUGGCUUCUAUUUUCGUAAAUUAUUUAAGUCUCUCUACUGUUUUUGUUUCACUCAGAUUAACUCAGUUUUCACAUCAAAGCAGAAUGUUAUCUUGUAUGUAUUUUCUUCAUUACAAGACCCAUGAAUUACUUUCAUGCUGAAAAUGCUCAUUUCUUUAUUCACUUAACACGUGAAGAAUGGGUUAUUGCUUUCUUAAACAUUUCCGUAAGUCCAGUUAAAAAACGUAAAACUUCAAUGUUGCAUGACUAUGGUCUGUGAUAGGAAUAGAUGUUGCUUGGUAUAUCCGGGAACACUCUAACAUCUAGUGUUGGAAUUAGCAAAGGAAUAUACCUUAGAAUAGCAGUACAUUUUAUGCAGAUGCGGAAAUGAUUUUAAGAAACAAUGACAUAUUAAAACUGCUUUUUACCUACAUGAUUUUGAAAUUGACUAGAAGGUUAUCUCCAUAAAUAUUAAUAUUCCAACCAUACCUUUAAUUCAAGAAGAAUGCAAUUCUACAAAAGAAAAAUUUAAACAUCUCUAUUCAAGUUACUAGAAUUUGGUUAUUAAAAAAAAAUGGAAGAGAAAGAAAAAAAGUAGAAGAAUCCUGCUGCUUUCAGUAUUCCUGAUUUCAUUUUUGUAAUACAAAGAACUUCAAUUAUGAAAAAUUUAAAAAGUGUGUAUAUGUAUACAUAUAUGUAUUUAUACACACACUACUGUUUUCUGUCUUAAUUUCGAGUUAUAAUAUUGUUUUCUGAAUGAUUAAUUAACAUAUUCUGUGUUUUGAAAUGAGAUCCCAUUAGUUUUUUUUUCCCCAAUAUAAAUUGUUUUUCGUAAAAGUUUGAUAUUGGUUCAUGGCUUAGUGCCUUGGGGUUUUAAAGAUUUUUCCUUUUAAAUGCAAGACCUUUUCAACAAAAUAGUGUUUGUCAUCAGUUUGGUACUAAACAUUUAUAAUUACUGUGUAAUUAUAAACCAAAAUACCUAAAGCUUUGAAUAUAAUUAUGUAGCAUAAGGUUGUUCACUCUAUGAUGGCAUCUUAGAAUUAAAACUAUUACUAGGGCUGAAAACAGAAGACUAAUUUAAUGUGAUGUGAUUAUUCUGAGGGUAAAUGCCUGGUUACAGGGAAUAUUUUGUACUAAAAAUGCUUACACAUGGCUGUGUGUGUGUGUGAGUAUGUGUGUGUGUCUGUGAGAGAGAGAGAGAGACACACACACAUACAACUUGAAUUGCUUUAAUUCAUAAGUGCUUCAGCCUUCAUUCUGGUAAACUUCCCAUGCUGAUUUCUUUGUUUUAAACUGAACCACAGGUACAGUUUCUUUUGCCAAAUGUCAAAACAGGUACACAUUUUUAAAUGUAAUGCUUUUUUAAUAGAAAAUGUAUUAAAUUAGAAGUGCCCACAUAUACUUGAGAUCAAGAUUAUCCUUAGUGAAUUUCAUCUGCAUAUUUCUGUAAGUUCAAUUGUGUUUCUUUCAACCCCUGUCAUAUUACCAACAGAGGCAAUAAAAGCUUCAGUGAAAUUGCCAUGACUAAAUCUUUUCACAUAUUAUUUCAGCGUAUUAUUUUUUAAAGACUAAAAUAUACAUGAAAACUUUUCAAGGAAGAAUAAUUAUUCAUGGAAAGAGCAUUGAAGUGGCAAGUUUUGGGGAGAAAAGACAUGCCAAGUUCUUGUUUACUACAUUUAACAUGUUUACAACUAUACUGGGCUGCUUUAUUUAAUGAACAAUACUGUAGUUGUAUAAUAUGGCAUUGUAAGUGUAUGCUCUUCAUUAGACUUUUUAAAAAAGUUUUAAUGAGAGAAAGUAAACAAUAAAAUAACAGGGAAAAUCUUUUAUAUACUAUCCUUACUGGGGAAUUCUUAUUUAAGCAAGGUAUAUAGUUUUUUUUUUUCCUCUCAAAGAUUUAAGUGAAUGAAGUGGUCAUUUAUUUUUUAUUUGAUAAUCAGGUUUGAGUAGGUUGUAGUUAGAUUAAUGUGCACUUUGCUUAUGUAUUGUAAAACUUUUGUAACUUACAUAUGAAUGAAGAAAGUUAAACUUGAAAGGAUUUUGGAAGAAGAAAAGGAAAGUGGUGGUGGGGAAAUUUUAAUUAUGGUUCACAAAGUAUGCCUUUGUAAAGAUGAAUCGAUUUUAACAAGAAGUAAUUUAUGUAGCUCUCAGUGUUUAAUUGUGUAUAUUUAAUAGAAAUACUUACUUGGCACUUCAGUAGCUUUCUUUAAAUGCUAUCUUAUACUUUCAAUAAUGAUUUAUAUUAAAUACUUAGAUGUUUUGAUAAGAUUUUAUCAAAGUUGAUAAUGUAAUGACAAAAUGUUUUUAAAAUGUGAUUUAACAUAUAUCUUAAUAACUGAGGAUACAAUACCUGAUUUAUGAUUUCUACAUAAUGUGAUGAUUAGGGUUCAAAUUAUGACUCAUUUAAUUGACUAUAAACAUGAUUAUAUUUCUGAACUCUAUUGCCUCCAUUUUUACAGUCAUAAUACAGCAAUAGUUUCUAUUUUUAUUUCAUAGAAAUGUGUUGAGGUUACAUAUCAUGAUACUUUCACCUUUGAUUUCUGAUGGGAGAAUGUUUAUAUUUUGUAUUUAAGAUAAAUUUGAAAACUCCUAAAACUCCCUUUGCCAAGUUCAUUCUUACUAUUGGUUGUCAUUUUGGUUGAACAGUUGCUUGAUUUGUACCUGAUUCUUGAGGCAGAUAAUGCUAAUUAAAAACAGUGGCUCCUAAUACAGUUA
Choloepus didactylus (southern two-toed sloth) is the source of this 4960-nucleotide messenger RNA. It is a transcript of the gene DCUN1D1, whose product is annotated as defective in cullin neddylation 1 domain containing 1. Gene Ontology annotation, molecular function: cullin family protein binding; ubiquitin conjugating enzyme binding; ubiquitin-like protein binding. Gene Ontology annotation, cellular component: ubiquitin ligase complex. Bases 348 to 1082 code for a protein of 244 amino acids. Gene Ontology annotation, biological process: positive regulation of ubiquitin-protein transferase activity; protein neddylation. NCBI's taxonomy places the organism in Eukaryota, Metazoa, Chordata, Mammalia, Pilosa, Megalonychidae. The record is from RefSeq and is a predicted model, not a curated record. The transcript has 8 exons.